Callithrix jacchus (white-tufted-ear marmoset) is the source of this 549-nucleotide messenger RNA. RefSeq names its product DNA-directed RNA polymerases I, II, and III subunit RPABC4. Lineage: Eukaryota; Metazoa; Chordata; Mammalia; Primates; Cebidae. Gene Ontology annotation, biological process: DNA-templated transcription. Gene Ontology annotation, molecular function: zinc ion binding; DNA binding. Gene Ontology annotation, cellular component: RNA polymerase III complex; RNA polymerase I complex; RNA polymerase II, core complex. The record is from RefSeq and is a predicted model, not a curated record.
AUAUAGGAUUGUGUUUGGAAACGCGGAGAAACUUUCCCGUGUUGCGUAGGUAGCGAGUUGGCGGGUUUGUUGAGGGGCUAACAAUGGACACUCAGAAGGACGUUCAACCUCCAAAGCAGCAACCAAUGAUAUAUAUCUGUGGAGAAUGUCACACAGAAAAUGAAAUAAAAUCUAGGGAUCCAAUCAGAUGCAGAGAAUGUGGAUACAGAAUAAUGUACAAGAAAAGGACUAAAAGAUUGGUCGUUUUUGAUGCUCGAUGAAACCUGGGAAUUCAGCGGAAUGUCUUCACUUAUACUUAGAUUUGCUCUCUCAAUGUUUUUAAUUGUUGUAUAGCUUUCGAUUUUGCAUACAGUAGUUUCCCCUUAUCUUCAGGGGAUGCAUCCCAAGGCCCCCAGUGGACUCCUGAAACCUCAGAUAGUACCAAACCUUUAUACACCUUUUUUCUAUAUAUACACACCGAUGAUAAAGUGUAAUGUAUAAAUUAGGCAUAACAAGAGAUUAAUAAAAUAGAACAAUGAUAACAUACUGUAAUAAAGUUACAUGAAUGUG